AUGAUUAAUAGAUUUAAUGUAUUAUUUGUGAUAUAUAAAUAAAUUUAUAAAUUUAUUUAACUACAAAUAUAUUAUAUUUUUAAUAUAUUUGAAAUUAAUGCAUAUAAUAAAAAAUUUACAUAUUUUUUUACAUUUCCUAAAUUUUAAUAAUAAAAAUAAAAUAUAAAAAAAUUAUAAUUUUAUCUUUAAACCUAUUAAUGCUUUUAAUAUUUUUAAUUUUAAAAAUAAAUAUAUUAAUUUGCAAAUAUUCAAAAAAAAAAAAAUUUAAAAUAUUAAUAUAUAUCAUUCACUAAAAGUAUAAUAAUUUAAAACUAUAAACAUUCUCUCAUAAAUAAAAAAAAUGAUUAAAAAAAAAUUACCGAUACAAAAACAAGAGAUACAGUUUCCCCAGUAAAGACCUAAGAAAACAACUAAAAUUUAAUAAACACUCUUUAGAAAUAUUAAAAAAUAGAUUUCUUUGUAAAAUCUCACUAAAAAAAAAAUAUAAUAUCUUUUACGAGUAAUUUAUCUAUAUAGAAUCUUCCAAAUGAGCUUAUAAUAUAGAUUUUAACGUAUUUUUCACCAUACGAAAUCUAUACAAAUAUAAUAAAAGUAAACUAAUUUUUUUAUUAGUACCUAAAAAGUAAGCCAUUUUGGUAAUAUCUUGCAAGAAUAUAAAAAUUUACAAUUUCAGACAAAUAUUAGAAGCAAUCGCUUAUAGUAGAAAGAAGAUCUAAAGGAAAGCUUUUUAGGGCAAUUUCUCGUUUUAAUGAUGAAAAAGUAAUAAUUAGAAAAAUAAAUGUAGAAAUAAGCAAUGCAGGUCAAGAUGAUGGUAUUCCAACAUCAAUAUUAAGAGAAUUAAGUAUUUUGAAAAAUUUAAAACACCCAAACAUUAUAUAAUUAAAAGAAUCUGAAAUAAAUGGUGUUUAUGUAUAAAUAGUAAAUGAAUAAUUACCAUAUAAUCUAAAAGAAUAUUUACAAAAAAAUCCAAUAAUAAAUAAUAAUAAUAAUAAUGAAUAAAUAACAAAUUUACUUUUUUUAAAAAAAACUUUUCAUUAAAUACUUCUUGGAGUUAAUUAUUUACAUUAAAAUGGUAUUUUGCACCGAAACCUAAAAAUUGAUAAUAUACUCCUAGAUGAAAAAAACACUAUUAAAAUUUCAGAUUUUGCUCUUUCUAGAUAAGUUACAUUCCCACAUAUUCCAUAUACACCUGAAGAUCCAAAAGAUAGAGAGAGAUCAAGUCGGGAGGCCAGAAGAUUAUGGUAUAGGGCCCCUGAAUUACUACUGAGAAAAUCUAUUUAUUCUUAAGAAGUUGAUGUGUGGUCUUUGGGGUGUCUUUUAGCAGAAUGUGUACUUGGAGAUCCUUUAUUUUAGGGAGAUUCGGAAAUUAAGUAACUUUUUAUAGUUUUUAAGCUUCUUGGUUCUCCUACUACGGCUGUGCUUUAAGAUAUGUGUGAUAAUUAGGAUUAUAAUUUAAUGUUUCCAAAGUGGGAUAUGGUGGAUAUUAAUGAUGCAUGUGGAAAAGAGGAGAGAUUGAAGAAGAUUAUGUUGCCAAAAAGAGAUGUUGAAUUUAAAAAAUUGAAAAGUUUAGCGAAUUGUUUGGGACCUCUUGGUAUGGAUUUAUUAAGUAAAAUGAUAAAACUUAAUCCUAAAGAAAGAAUAUCAUGCGCAGAAUGCCUAGAACAUGAUUUUUUUAAGGAAAUACAUACAGAAUAAAUAGUUUAGGAAGGUUAGAUUUAUAAGUUUUUGUAAAACGUAUAAUAGAAAUUAAAAAUAGAACCUUUUUAUAUGAAAAAAUAAGAACAUAUAAAUGAGCAAAUGAGAGUAAUUUUAGUUGAUUGGUUAAUGGAUGUUAGUUUACAUUUUUAAUUGGAAGAAGAAACUUUACAUUAUUGCAUUUAAUAUGUAGACAGAAUUCUAUAAUAGAUGAAAUUAAGUAAAUAAAAUUUAUAAUUAGUUGGUGUUGUUUGUAUGAAAAUUGCUGAUGUAUUUAAUGAAUAAUCUAAAGAAUAUUAUAAAUAAGAAAAUGCAAAUGAAUAUGCAUAUAUAACAGCUGAUGAAUAUAAUACUUAACAAUUAUUAGAUAUGGAAAAGAAGAUUUUAAGUUUAUUAGAUUUCGAGUUAAAUAUACCAACAGUAUUACAUUUUGUGAAAAUAAAAUUAAGUUAAUUAAAAAUGGAAGCUAGUGUAUAUUUAUUUAGUAUAUUUUUUUCUGAUAUUUUAUUAAUGAGUACUUAUUCUUAUUAGUUUUAAUCGGAUUUGUUAGGUAAUACAUGCAUUUUUAUGGCUAAUCUUUAUUGUAAAUAGAAUUUGGAAAAGAAAAAUUUAUUUAAUUUUUAAGAAAAAUUUGAAGAAAAAAAUUCUUUUUAAAAUUUUUUUGACUGCUUUGUGUUUUUGUAUGAUUUUUAUUCAUAAAAUAGGUAUUAGUUUGAACCUAUUUAUGUUAAAUAUAGCAAAUUAUACAAUAUUUAGACUAAUAAUAUUAUAUUACCUGUUUAUAAUAAAAAAAGACUUUAAAAUUGGUGGAAUGGAUUAAAAUAUUGA
This is a messenger RNA of Ichthyophthirius multifiliis, 2523 nucleotides long. RefSeq names its product n-terminal domain protein. Gene Ontology annotation, cellular component: nucleus. The record is from RefSeq and is a predicted model, not a curated record. Lineage: Eukaryota; Ciliophora; Oligohymenophorea; Hymenostomatida. Gene Ontology annotation, molecular function: protein binding; ATP binding; cyclin-dependent protein serine/threonine kinase activity. The transcript is spliced from 4 exons. Gene Ontology annotation, biological process: protein phosphorylation; regulation of mitotic cell cycle.